Messenger RNA from Peronospora matthiolae, 651 nucleotides. NCBI's taxonomy places the organism in Eukaryota, Oomycota, Peronosporomycetes, Peronosporales, Peronosporaceae. The record is from the annotation of a GenBank genome assembly.
AUGUCUUCGCCGUCGCGUUCUUCGCCGCCGCGCCCUACGCCGCCGCCGCGCUCUUCGGGUCGCCCGGCAGUUUCAGGGCCACGUCGUCCAACGCCGCCCCAUCGCUUCGUCCCUGACGACAGUUUGUUUACGGCCAGCUACUCGCUGAUUAUUGACAACUCUUCGACGGAUGACGAUCGCUUCUUCAAGGCGAGAACGCAACUGCCUACGCUUGUUAAAGUUGUGCAGUGCACGCGCAUGUGGAUUUCCGCGGCGCGCCUGUCGGCUGAGAAUAUCACGGACAAGAUCCUCCAAUCAUUGGCGGGGGACUCUCAGCCAGCCAUUUGGCAGGCGCACCGGGCUUCUUUGCGCAUCUUUGUCCGGAUUCCGUACCAAGGAAUUUCCUUUCUCUGCACGUCCAACGCGGCUCUGCACUCUUUGGUUGGUAUGGCGUUGCAGGUCUGCGGCUCGACGGUACACAUCCGCAAGUAUUCGAAGUACGACAAACUGUACUUCGUGGAUCUGACUCGGCUUCCUGGUGACGUGCCGGACCGGGCCAUCUACAAUUGGUUCGCUCACCGCGGUUCUCGUCCGGUUCUUAUCACCCCAACUUAUGUUGCGGGUGAGCUAAAGUCUCGCGACCGUACGGUGUACUUCCACGCAGUUCAGUGA